CAUUGUCCUCUACGCUGCCUCCUAUGCCUCUUACACCUCCUGCUGAGCCAGACCCGGAACCGAAGAUGAACUGGGCGUCAUUUUAUGCUGUCAUCAGCGGUGUGAACAGACACUCCACAGGCAUCGGCCGCAUCUGGCUCUCUGUCCUGUUCAUUUUCCGUAUCCUGGUUCUGGUGGUGGCAGCGGAGAGCGUGUGGGGUGACGAGAAGUCCGGCUUCACUUGCAACACCCAGCAGCCGGGCUGCAAUAGCGUCUGUUACGACCACUUCUUCCCCAUCUCCCACAUCCGCCUCUGGGCGCUCCAGCUCAUCCUGGUCUCCACGCCAGCCUUGCUGGUAGCCAUGCACGUGGCCCACCGCCGCCACGUUGACAAGAGGCUCUACAAACUGUCAGGGCGGAGCAACCCCAAAGACCUGGAGCAGAUAAAGACCCAGAAGAUGAAAAUCUCAGGGGCUCUCUGGUGGACGUACGUCAUCAGUCUGUUGUUCCGUAUCGUCUUUGAGGUCACCUUUAUGUAUGUGUUUUACAUGAUCUAUCCUGGUUACAAGAUGAUCCGGCUGGUGAAGUGUGACUCGUACCCCUGUCCCAACACAGUGGACUGCUUUGUGUCGAGGCCCACAGAGAAGACUGUCUUCACCGUGUUCAUGCUAGCGGCGUCAGGGGUUUGUAUUCUGCUCAACAUUGCAGAGGUGGUCUUCUUGGCCGGGAAGGCCUGCAGUAAACAUCUUCACACUGCUGGAGACUCGACUAUGGGGGCCUGGAUCCAACAAAAGCUCUGCUCGUACUAACAAAACACACAGGUUUUGUACCCGUGCAAAUCGAUGUACAAGUGACCUUAGACCCAGGAGACAUCCAUUCAUUUAACUUGCAUGUAAUACACUGUAUAUCACAAGUUGACAUGGUAAUGAUUUAUCCAGUGGUAUAUAAUCUUGGUGACAAAACGUUUAAUGGAGUGGGGAAAAGUAGUGUUCUGACAACACACUGUGUUCUUACCAGACUUAAGAUAAUACGUCAAAGAACUCCAAACUACAGUCUGUUGUUUCAACAUUUUCUGCCAUGAACCUAAAGACUGUAUACAGCUGCAUUCUGUAAUGACAUAAUAUAAAAGCUUAAUGUUAGGCCAAAUAAAAAUCAAGUGAAUAAUAUUUUAUGAAGCAAUAUCCCCACUGACCCACAUUAUAUGCUUUUACUGUCAUGGACUUUGAUGCCUACAACAGUGGGCUUUGAUUAUGAUAAGGAUUUUUGGUCUUGAAAUGAAAAUAUUAAAGAUUGGAUAAGCAGAAAUCUGGGGGGAAAAAGGCAAAAAAGAAACAAACAAGAGAAAAACAGCAUAAUAUGAAUAUACACUCCCCUUCUGCAACUCUACCUUCUCUGUCAUAAGCCCCUCUGCAUCCCUCCGCUCCAUCUCUGGAGCUGCGGCCCACUCUCCUCCCGGUGAGGUGGUCUGUAGUGACGGGGAGUGAGGCAGAGGACACUUUGUGAUUCAAGGGUCUAGCCAAAGCUACAUAAACAUGAACAUGAAGCUGUAGCUGUUAGCCUUUGGCUCCAGUUAACAGAAGAAUAAAUUAUUAUUAACAUUUUCUCUCACCCUCUGAAACACUUUGCAGAUAUUGAAGCGUGUUUUAUUUUGUUUAUGGUCAGACUCUCUUUUAGAGGCUGUUUACAUGGCAGUGGGUCUUGCAUAAAACAUCAAACUUUUGGUGUGGUUUGGCCUUUCGUUCACACAACAAUGGCGUUUUGGGGGCCUGUAAAUCCACAUUUUUGAAACCGGGUUCCAGAGUGUAAUCUUUUGAAAAUAACACCCCUUCUGUAGCCGUGUAAACUGUCAAUGGGCAGAUCCUGUGAGAACAGUGACAUCGCUGCCGCACUUUGCACAUGGUGUUAAUGAACUACAAAAUACUCAAAGGAUAUAAUUGGAUUUUUUGCACAGUGAUGCCAAAAUAAAACUGCCUACCCCAGCUUUAAAUCAUGAAAUGUGACACGUGCUAUUUCAAAUCAUUAAAAUGUGUCAGAGAAGUGUUUUUAUUGAUAUUCUAUUCUAUUCUAUUCUAUUAUUGACAUCAAAUCCUAUCACAAAUGUCAUGCUUUUGUCUAAAUCACCAUGAACUGAAUCCAUUGGACUUGAGGAUUUAUGGCUUUUCUGCGGCUGUUAUCAGAAAGAUAUUGUACUAAUACAUGGAAAAUAUGUUAAGUUAUACAGUUUGUUGAAUACAGAUUCUUCACGUUGGGGUUAAAUGGUUUCUUCAGAUAUAAACAAAGCAAUAACUCAUCAAAAAAACUUGAAUU
Molecule: messenger RNA, 2286 nt
Organism: Plectropomus leopardus (leopard coralgrouper)
Lineage: Eukaryota; Metazoa; Chordata; Actinopteri; Perciformes; Serranidae
Gene: gjb1a
Product: gap junction protein beta 1a
Biological process (GO): cell-cell signaling
Cellular component (GO): connexin complex
Molecular function (GO): gap junction channel activity
Source: RefSeq, a predicted model, not a curated record